ACAGGAAAAUUAGACUAGGCCAAACAGCGGAGUUCAACAAGAGUCCCCUUUCUCUUCUUUCCUAUAGCUGGAAAGCACUUCGGCGUGAAGGGAGAGAGAGAGAGAGAGAGGAGUUUAAGCAAAUAGUUAAGCCAUGUCCGGUUCCUCACCCUCCCCACAACCUCUGCAGCAAGAACAGGCCGAUGAAUCUGACGUCGUACGUGAUGGUUCCCUGUCCCUGAACCAAGAAACCCCAAAUCAACCCGACCCACCACCUAAAUCCGACCCUGAAACCCUCCCUCCACCGCAGCCCAUUCUCGAUCCGGAAGACAAAAGCCCGGAAGUAGAAGAAGACGACGACGACGAAGAGGGAGAGGGAGAAGAAGUAGAGGAAGCGCACGAACCAGAUACUUCAGCGAUUCCAUCAGGUAUGUCUCUCCAAGUUGUCCCGCCAAUCAUCGACCCUCACGUGUCAGUUCCUUUUGUCACCCUCACAUCGCCCACAGCCGACCCGAGUACCCGGCGGGUAGCCAACAAGCGGAAGAAGGGUAAGGGCAAGGGUAAGGGUAAGGGUAAGCCCAACAUCAAGAAACAGCAAGCGAUUGAGGAGAAGUUGCAAACUUUGAUGACGAAAUUGAACCCCAUUCCCUUUAUACCCCACAAGCUUCUUGAUUUUGCUAAGCAUGAGAAACUUUUGAAGAAGCUCGGCUUGUGGCACUUUGUUCACAUUGAUUUUGAUAGGAACAUUAGGGUUGACUUGAUUGCGCAGUUGGUUGCUACUUAUAACCCGAAAUUACGGUCUAGCUAUGUAAAUGAUCUUCGUAUCAUGGUGAAUAGAGCUGAUUUAGCUCGUGCUUUCAGGUUGCCUUUGAAGAAGGAUAAGGGCAAUGUGGGUGGGGCGGAAGUCGAUUUGGAUUGUGAGGCUUUGUCUGAUGAUUCGAUAGGAUUUAUAGUGGAACUCGUGUUGGAUUGGAUGCUUUUGCAUGAGGAUAUGUGGAUGAUGCCGAACGAGGUGAUGGAUUGGUUGAAGGUGAUAAAGGAUGGACACCCUGAGAAGGUGGAUUGGGCUGGGUUGUUUUGGUUCAUGGUGGAGAAGGAAUUGAAGCAAGGGGGUCAGUUGAGGGAUUGUUAUUAUGCAUCACAUUUGCAGCACGUGAUAAAGUUUCAGCGUGAGGAGUUGUUCUUGAAAGAGGAGCCUGCGCAAUUGGAUGCAGAGGCUAAGGAAGAAGAGGAUGAAGUUAAUGAUGGGGAUGUCAAUGUCAGUGGUGCAGUUGGCAGUCCGGGGGAGGAUUGCGAGAUGGGCGGACCGAGCACUGAGCUAAAACUUGGACAGGAUGGCGAGACGGAAGAAGUAACUAAGGAUGUGGAGAUGAUGGAUGUUGAGAAGUGCAAGGAGAGUGAUGAGGAGGGGGGAGGAGACGAGCAAGGACAAUGGCUUUUGCAUGGGAAGAACGAUAUGGGGGAGCAUUUGUUGCAGCGGUGUGGUGCAGAAAAUGCUGGGGGACUUGGAAGCCUUGAGUCCGGGAAAGAGGAAGAAGAAGAGGAAGAAGAAGAAGAGACAGGUGGGGAGGACGAUGAGGAGGAAAUAGCAGAGAAAUUUGAUGUUUUCCCAAAUGAUGAUGCUCUUGAAGGGAAUGGGUUCACUGGAAAUCUACUUCAAGCAAUGGAGGCAAAUCAAAUGGCCUUUGGUUCACAGGAGCAGCUUCACAACCCAUCUUCAGUGGAUAUUAGGGCUGAUAUGCAGCACAUUGCUUCUACUCCGUCUUUCUUCAACAAUGCAGGUAAGAGGGUGAUUGAACCUGAGAAUAAUAUCUCACAUCAUUAUGAUAGCAACAAGAGGCUGAGGAUCAGCGAUUCAUUGGACCAUAAGCCAGUAGAUUUUGGAAUGUGCAUGGAACAAAUUCAGCAGAUGUCAGAGAGAGCUAGGAUGUUUUAUGAGGAGAAGGAACAGGCUUUGGAACAAUCAAAUAUGAACCAACAGAUCUUGCUUACCGAGCUGCAGAAAAGGGACAGUGUGAUAGAACACUUGCACAAGGCCAGAUUGGAUGAGAUACAAAAGAAGGAUGGGGAAAUUUACCGUCUUGAACGAGAACUGUAUUUAAUGGGGAGCGUCCUAGAUGGUUACAGGAAGGCUUUAAAGGAAACUCAGAAGCUAUUUGCAGAAUACAGGGAAAGGGCCCAGCUUCCUGAAGAACCAACUUACAAGGAUGUUGGACUUGGGGGUCUUAUGUUGACAGCUCCAGAAAUAGAGAAGCUUCGGAAGAAGCAGGAGGAGGAAUAUAAACUGAAUUGCUUAGUUCUUGAACAGAAGAUGAAGGAAGCAGAAGAGGAUUAUGUUGGCCAAUUUGAUGGAUAUGUUGAGAAGAUUAAGCUUUUGGACGAGAAGUUGACAGCUCUCGAGGCUAAUGCUAAAGAGCUUAUUGAAUUGCAUGCGAAACGGAAAGUUCCACAAACUGAAGAAACGGUGCCUGAAGUUGCUGAACCACUUGCAACACCAGAAACUGAAGAAAAAGUGCCUGAAGUUGCAGAACCUCUCGCAAUGUCACAAACUGAAGAAAAAGUGUCUGAAGUUGCAGAACCGCUCGCAAUGUCACAAACUGAAGAAGUGCCUGAAGUUGCAGAACCUCUACAAAAUGAGUAAUUCUUGCUGUAGAACUUCACUCCGUUUCUGAUAGAAAUGCAGGUUAACUUAGUUAGUGCUCACUGUAAAUUGUCAUUGUAUACAUUUGUAUGAGACAAAUUCGAGACCAGGGUGUAGUUUGCUUUAGAAUUUCAUCUGGAAUGAUGAUAUGAUGCCAGUUUCCAGUGAUCUUGAUUAUCAGUUGGUCUAGUCUUGUUGGUUUGCUGUAAUAGCUACUCCAUAUCUCUUUGUGGUAUCAUAACUUAGAAUUGUUGGUGACCAA
Sesamum indicum (sesame) is the source of this 2882-nucleotide messenger RNA. RefSeq lists its product as uncharacterized. The record is from RefSeq and is a predicted model, not a curated record. Lineage: Eukaryota; Viridiplantae; Streptophyta; Magnoliopsida; Lamiales; Pedaliaceae.